Molecule: messenger RNA, 713 nt
Organism: Aedes albopictus (Asian tiger mosquito)
Lineage: Eukaryota; Metazoa; Arthropoda; Insecta; Diptera; Culicidae
Gene: Atg10
Product: ubiquitin-like-conjugating enzyme ATG10
Exons: 2
Coding region: 77-694 (205 amino acids)
Biological process (GO): macroautophagy; protein lipidation; protein modification by small protein conjugation
Cellular component (GO): intracellular anatomical structure
Molecular function (GO): Atg12 transferase activity
Source: RefSeq, a predicted model, not a curated record
AGACCCGCGAUAUAGUUUACAAACAUCACUCACACUAGUCAAGAGGGUCAAGACGAAGUGUUUUUAGUUGUGGUCGAUGGCCACCGGUACCCUAACGGAGCAGCAGUUCACCGAUGCUGCCGAGCAAUUUUCGGAACUGUCCCGUCGACUCGAUGACGGAUGGGAACUAAUCAGGCCCGAAAGCGGAGCCUUCGCGUAUCUACGAAAACGAUUGAAGCAGACACUGAAUACCGCCAUCGGAACUGGAAGAAGUGCUUCAGAUGACGACGAAGCAGAACUGCUAGUGGAGGAUCCUUCUUUGGCGGAUGGAGCGGUGAAUUCAGUUUCCAAGCAAGAAGUUGUCUAUCAGUUCGAGUAUCACGUAGUCUACAGCGUUAGUUACCAAGUUCCGGUGCUGUACUUCAAUGCGUACAAGUGCGAUGGUACCAUGCUUCGACUGGAGGAAGCCUGGGAUGGGUUUCGUGACCUUGCGUCGGAGAGUCGCGAACAGUUGAGGCAAACCUUGACCCAGAUGGAGCAUCCGAUUCUGUUCAGACCGUUUCUGGCGCUCCAUCCCUGUAGAACUGCUCAGGUUCUCGGAAACGUUGCUAACGCCGGAUGUGGGAACUUACUGGUAGCUUUCGUUUCAUCCUAUGGACCGUUUGUCAAUUUGGCUUUGGAUGUACGAUAUGGCACGUUGGGUAGCGAGAAAUAAAAUAUCAGACAAUAAGUUA